UUGCUCGUUAAAGCGUCAAGUGUUGUCUGGACGGAUUGACACCCGUACUGCAUGCAUCGCAUUUUGAAAGGCACAUCCGUCUCCAGACUAGCCCUUGGCCCCGGCCCUUCCCGCCAUAAGAAUGACCUCCUCGCCCUAUGGCUCCCGCGCCUCCAUCGACAUCCUGGAGGAACUGCAGCUGAUUGCUGCACAGAACCUGGAAAAACUGGACAUCCACAAAUACUAUGAGGUGGUCCGUGAACUGGGCAAGGGCACGUAUGGAAAAGUGGACUUGGUCAUCCACAAGAUCAGAGGCACAAAAAUGGCCCUGAAGUUUUUGAGGAAAAAGUCCACCAAGCUGAAGAGCUUCCUGAGAGAGUACAGCAUCUCCCUCUACCUGUCACCUUGCCCGUUCAUCAUCAACAUGUAUGGCAUCGCCUUCGAAACGGACGAGUACUACAUCUUUGCUCAAGAAUACGCCUUAGCAGGAGAUCUCUUUGACAUCAUUCCUCCCCAGGUGGGACUCCCUGAGACAGUGGCAAAGCGCUGUGUCCACCAGGUGGCCAUCGCUCUAGACUACCUGCACUGUAAGAAGCUGGUCCACAGGGACAUCAAGCCCGAGAACAUCCUCAUCUUUGACAAAGAGUGUAGAAAGGUCAAGCUGUCAGACUUCGGCAUGACACGACGUGCCGGGUCUCCAGUGAAGCGUGUCAGCGGUACAAUCCCGUAUACAGCGCCCGAGCUGUGCGACACCUCGCGGCAAGAGGGUUUCUUUGUAGACUACAGCACGGACGUGUGGGCAUUCGGCGUGUUGCUCUUCUGCAUGCUAACAGGAAACUUCCCCUGGGAGAAGGCCAUGCUGAACGAUGUCUUCUACGAAGAGUUUGUCCGCUGGCAGCGCCGCCGGACAGUCGCGGUGCCUUCGCAGUGGCGCCGCUUCACAGAUGAAGCUCUACGAAUGUUUCGCAGACUCCUCUCAAUCGAGCAGGACCGCCGCUGCUGCGUCAAGGAAGUCUUUAGCCACUUCAGCCAGUGCUGGAUGUUGGAUGUGGAGAAUGAGAACAGUAACAGCGGAGGUUUAGCAAGCACUGUUCCUCCUCUGGACAUCAGCUUGUCCUCCUCUGAAGAGGACAUGUUGGUGGACAGGCUGAAGCAGCAGAGCCUGUCACCUGCUUGUGUGGUGGCAAAGGGGAGCGUCCUGAUGGAUACCCACUACUCCUCCAUGUCCACGAACAGCUCGCCGUCCUCCACCGGCAGCUAUGAGCAGGUCAGCAGAGAAACCAGCGAAAGAGGACGCAUCCUGGUGGCCACACCUAUCGAGAUCUGCGUGUAGAGGUUGCAAAUGCUGAUUUACAGGCCAGUUGCUCACACAUGAGGCUGGAGUUUGCUGAAGGGCAAGAUUUGUCAGUAAAACUGUGAGCAAGAGGAGAAAAGUGGCAGGUGGCUCACGGCAUUAGUCUGAUAUUCAUUAUAGCUUCACUACGGAUUUACUCAUUUCUGAUGAAGACAAACUGAGGAAACGGCCAGUGAGCCAAUCACACACUGUAGCAUCCUGUGUGUGUGGCUUAUAUUUCAGUUGCUGAAAUAUUUCAAGACAUGAACUCCCUGACAACCUGUUAAGGAAACACUGAAGGUGUACAACCAAAAAAUAAUAAUAAUGCACAAGCAUUAUGCUUAAGUUUGAAAUAAUCCACUUCAUAAAUAAAGUCUGAUGGGUUGUCCAUAAAAGCAACCCAUAGGUGUCUGUACUGUUGGAUGUUUAUUGUAGUUACCAUUUUCACGUUUGGUAGAUAUGUUUUUUGUAAAGUUUUAUUUUUAUUUGGUUAAAUUAUUUGUCAGAUGCAUAUAUUUGAUUGAAGUGGCACCAGAGGUCUGAAGACUGCAUUUUUUCCUGAGAAAUAGAAGUAAGAUUACUUACAUUUUGAAUUAGUCUACAUAAAAAAAAAAAAACUGUAAAUGCAGGCCACUUUGGCUUUCAGUUUUUAUGUUAUGUUGUUGUUGUUGUGAUGUCUUAUAAAAGUAAAUGUACAUUCACCAUUUUUCUCACCCAGAACUGUUUUCAUUUUAGCCUGUGAUGCCUAAACCCACCAUAUACUGUAGUAGCAAUCAAAAAUCCAAGCAGCUGAAAAUGUACCUCCAUUGUUGGCAGUAGGGGUUAAUAAGGUUUCUUAACUUUCUAGCCAGACCUCCUAUUAAACCGCUGUAUACUGGGACCAUUACUGAAUACUGCUGCAGCACAGUUAACAAUGGGAACAUUUAAAUGGCUUUAGAAUCAUUUUCAAGGUGAUAAAGUGCAGAUUUCCUCUUGUUUGUGAUCAUAUACAAUCAUCAGUUUGGUAAUCUGACAGUGAGGAGUAAAGGCAUAAAAACAUUUCUUUUUGCAUGGUUAAUAAAAGUGAAAAUACCUUUAAACUAGCAGUUAUCUAACAUGUGGCCUACUUUGACUUUUUUUCUGAAAAAGACUAGAUACAGAAGAUAUCCUAAAUAUAUCUACUGAAAUGUUUUUUUCAACAUGAGAAUAAUAAAUGCAGUAUUGUAUCUGGAGAUAGAGCUGUCUCAAUUUGUUCCACAUUUUUGCUGUAUGAUUUCUUAGAAACUCAUUAAAUGUGAAAUAGGGUAGACAAAUGAGGGAAAACACAAGACUUGGGUUACAACAUUUCAGAAGUCUCUCUUUUUUUCAGAAUUAUUGCAUGAAUAUUUCUGUGGUGAAAAUUUGAUGAAAUAAACACCCUGAGAAUUAAAA
Molecule: messenger RNA, 2722 nt
Organism: Monopterus albus (swamp eel)
Lineage: Eukaryota; Metazoa; Chordata; Actinopteri; Synbranchiformes; Synbranchidae
Product: un-named sa1261
Exons: 4
Coding region: 122-1312 (396 amino acids)
Biological process (GO): protein phosphorylation
Molecular function (GO): protein serine/threonine kinase activity; ATP binding
Source: RefSeq, a predicted model, not a curated record